ACUCACAAUGACGUCAGUGCUGCAGCUUCCCGCCGAGCUGUGGCUGCAGGUGUUCAGUUUCUUGUCAUGGAGAGACAAACUUCAGGUGCGCUGCACCUGUUCACACUUCCGGUGUCUGUUGGAUAAGUGCUGCUCCCUGUGGCGUGGCUUCAGCCUCGUGCUGCGAGACUUCUCCAGGUAUAACCGCCCAUUCUGGCGCAGCCUGGCUCAGAGGCACGUGGGCAGUGUGUCGGUGCGUUCAGGGAAGAAGAAACACCUGAGGCAGCUGUCCACCUGGCUUCCUGCCCUCCAUGCGCUGCGAUUGGACGACUGGACCGAAGGAGGCGUCAGCGAGCUGAAACAGUUCCAUCGCCUGCAGCGCCUGUCCAUCACUUCCUGUUCCAUACCAGUGAAGAGCCUGGACUUCCUGUUUCCUCUGAGUCAUCAGCUGACGCAGCUCAGCCUCUGCAAUGUACAGCUCACCUGUCCAACCUCUCACCUGUUGGCCGCCGUCAGUCAGCUGACUCGUCUCACUUCACUGGUGCUGCAUCACGACGGUAGUCUAAGAGUCCCAACGCUCAGCGGCAUCCUGACUCACCUGACCGAGCUCAAACAACUGUCCUGGACCAUGAUCACCUACAGAACCCUAUCACAUGACUUCUUUAGCCCCGCCCACCUCUCAGGUGCCGCGACUCUGCAGCUGUCUGACCUUCAGCUGUUGAACUAUGAUGCUGUGGUGACGCAGGAAGUUCUGCAGCCUUUGUCCCGCCUCCACAGCCUGUCAAUCUUCCACCUGUACUCCGUACCUGGGCCCACCUGUCACCUGCAAACAUGGCUGACAUCACUGCCUCAGCUCCGCAGCCUCAGUGUGCAUGGAGGCCAUCCUCUGGCAGCAUAUGCAGACUUCCUGCCGUCCUCCCUCCUCAGUCUGACACUCUGUGUGGAUCUGCAGCCUGAAGACCUGCAGGUGGUCUCAAUCAGAGCUCCUCACCUGGAACAGCUGCACCUGGAGCCCUGGAGCUCCUCCUCCAACCUGGUCAGACUCCUCCCACAGCUGUUCCCUCACCUGAGGACACUACGGAUCAGACAUCACCAUGUUUCGGACAGUGACUUCCUGCAGCUGCAGCAACUGCAGCGUCUAAACACACUAGAGGUUCUGGAUUCGUACUACAGACCUGACCCCACAGACCCUAGCUGGGUCGUCUACGAGCCGAGUCCUCGUCUGAUGCAGCUGAUCUCAGACCUGCAGAAACUGACCAAUCACAGAGUCCGAGUCAUCACCAGCUCACACAGAGACCCACUCACCUGCCACUGUGUCUGACCAGUCAGAGACAGUCUGACUGCUUCUGGGCAGAACAACUUGAGUGACAUCACUGGUGGAGGCGGGGCUAGUUUUCAGUGAAACGACGGAUCCAAAGAAUUUCUUUUAACAAUUUGUUGGUGUGAAAUUAUUUAAUAUUCAAAUUUUAUUAUCUCACUAAAUCUGCCUUUUCAGAAGAAAUGUGUGUGACUGCUACCAGCUGCCAUCACUGCUGCAUUAUGGGUAAAGGUGAAUGUUGAUUUGCUUCACAUUUUUACAGAUAAAUUAACAGUUUAAGAAUUUGAAUACAUGCACCAAAAAGUCUUUAAGACAAAAACCCAGAAUGUAAAAGAAACAAAAUGUUUCAAUAAAUGUUAUGAGAUAUAAUGUGACAAUGAGACACAACAGGAAACAACUUUUGUCUAUGUAAAGAUAUAGAUGCGUCACGGCGUCCAGAGCAGAGAGUGAAGGCCUGUGCAUAUUCUCAUUUGUCCAGGUCAUAGUAUCCUAAAGGAGUUUUAAAUCGAAAAAACAACUGGACUUGAUUAUUUGUCUGGGAAGACGUUUCACCUCUCAUCCAAGAGGCUUCAUCAGUUCAUGUACGCAUCUGACCAGGCUGGGACAGAGAGUGAAGCCACACUCCUCUGUGUGUGUCGUAAUCUGAUCUGGUCUUUGUUUUGGUAGCCGCCACCGUAUGCAUGUGUAUGUUAGUGCACAUACGUGUUAGUUUCAGCGUUCAAGUGAAAGUGACCUUCCAGAAUUUCCUCCACUGAAGAAGAAACCACAUUUUUAUCUAAAAAGGCUUCAGACACAGAAAGAGAUGAGACCAGAUCACAGGUGGACUGGACUGAGGACUACUGGCACAGAUCCUGGUAGGCCGGUGGAUCGUCAAAACAUCCAUAAAGGUUUUAAAGUCUUUACUGGCUCUGUCAGUGUCAUUCAUGUGGCUGGUCCCAGUGGAUCAGUCCAGGGCUGAAUUUCUGUCCCAGUCCAGCCAUGGAGCCGAUACUGGUCUGGGUUACUGAGAGGAGAACCCUACAAGCUGCUAAAGGGUCCAGCUGGACUCAGAACUGUUUUUUCUUUGUUUUAUGCUAAAAUAAAAAAAUAAUUUUUCCCUCAUCAGUCAAUUUUCCAUAAUGACAAAGUCUAAACAGAAUUUUAGACAUUUUUGCAAAUGUGUUAAAAACAAGAAACUGAAAUGUCACAUAACGCAGGGAACACUUCCUGCGUUGUGUGAGCUGAGCUGCUGUGGACAAUCGUGUGUGUCUCUGCUGCUGCUGCUGCUGCUGCUGCUCUGUCUACAUAGAGUUUACUGAAUGUUGGAUUUGAUUUCUCUUCAUUAUAAAUUAAUUUCUGGUUUAGUUUGACAGAAAGGAGAUUGUAAGAUUGUGAAUUCAUUCAUUAGAAGGACCUUUUAUGGUUACUUAUAGAUUUUACAUAGGCAUUUGGUACAGCAGCAGCUGUGCUAAUUACUGAGUAUAAUCUUACCAAUGAAAUGUUCCUGCAUGUGAAAUGAUGGCCAUGGCCAUUGCCUUGAAGUGAGUAGAGGACAGGGAGAGUGGGAACUACACCAGAUUUUUGUACAGAUUAUUGUUUGAAAUACUAAAAUCAAUAUCCAGAAAUCCUCCAAUGUGAUUGUUUUUAGUUUUGUGCCGCUGCUCAUGUUGGGAUUCAUUUAACCCAUUUAUUAGUACUAAACACACACAGAGGUGCCUUGCUCAACGACACUUCAGUCAUGGAUGUUGAGGGAGGGGAAAGUGCUCUUAAUUCACUCCCCCCAACCACUUUUCUGUCUGAAGCGUCUCACACAGUAGUCACAUUAAUGUAGAUAUUAAUAUAAAUAUUAAUAUGUCAGAAGUGAAUGCUGUGAUUUAUGGACUGAUGAAAAAGAGAUGGCAGAAUGAAUGGAAGAAAGACAAUAAAGGAGAAAUCUUAAAAAAAAAUUAACCUUUAGUUGGGAGUGAGGGUCUGGAUGAAAUAUUAUAUGAUAAUAACCAUUGAAAAUGUGAAUAUUGUGGAGA
Molecule: messenger RNA, 3300 nt
Organism: Seriola aureovittata
Lineage: Eukaryota; Metazoa; Chordata; Actinopteri; Carangiformes; Carangidae
Exons: 4
Coding region: 8-1300 (430 amino acids)
Molecular function (GO): protein binding
Source: RefSeq, a predicted model, not a curated record